AUGGAUGCCACAUGGGUGCCACCUUUGGGACUCAUUGAUCACUCGCCUCUACAGCUGGGAGCGGCCCUACAGCCACUCCCAGAGCAGUUGUUUCACCGGGUUAGCCGGCUGAGGCGGUCCUGUGUGAUGUUAUUGACACUCCGGACCGACCUCCAGGUGGAGCUUUUGACCGCUUUCUUAAAUACCCGUGGUCCGAGGGCGAUUCUUUCCUCAGACUCUUACCCUCUGGACCACAGUCCUGUCGUUAUAGAGCUUCUUUUUGGCACUCUCUCUGUGCCAGUCGCUUCGUUGUCACUGCGCUCAACAGGUUAUGGGCCCUGCGCUCUAGCGACUUUGCUCUACAUUGCUUUAUCCACACUUUCUGGUCUCCCAUCUGCUGUGCCACUCCUUUCUGGCCACACCCCAUUGCUGCCACAUCUUCCCCAUUGCUUUCCCUGCCUUUCCCAUCGUCACACAUCGCUUCCAACACCAUUCCCUCCUUGUGCCACUCGUGCCACACCAUGUCUGACCCCUCAUUCGCUCUCCCUUCUGUCUCCCCUCUCAAUAAUCGCAACUAUCCUUCCUGGUCCAAGGAGAUCAAGGCCUGGCUUCGUCUCAAAGGCCUGUGGCUUCUCGUCUCUGGUGAUGAGACAGCCCCUGUUGGCACAAAGGAGAAGCCUGCUGAGGCAAGGGAGGUGGCAGAGUGGAAGUGGAAUGCUCAGAAGGCUGCUGGUGCGCUCUUACUAUCAGUUGAGGAGCAGUUCAGAGGCGUCUUGGAUGGCAUUGAAGACGACCCCAUUGCCAUUUGGACCAAACUAG
Molecule: messenger RNA, 798 nt
Organism: Heterobasidion irregulare TC 32-1
Lineage: Eukaryota; Fungi; Basidiomycota; Agaricomycetes; Russulales; Bondarzewiaceae
Exons: 4
Coding region: 1-798 (265 amino acids)
Source: RefSeq, a predicted model, not a curated record